AUUAUAAGCAAUGAUCUAGAACUGAAAACCACCUAAGUCGUCACAAGAAAACGAAGAUGGUGAUCAUCAAUGGACAACGAAGCCCUAUCAGCUUCACUACAGCCAUGUUAUCAGCAUCAAUCAUGAUGAUGAUGAUGGCAACGAUGGUGAAAGAGUGUGAUGGGUGGAUGACGCCAUGCAACGGCAGCACCACAGUGGAGUGCAUCCAUGUUGUUGAGUUCGACAAAGAGAUCGAGUUUCAGAUGGAUACAGAAAUAAAUAGGUGGAUUAUGGGGGAGGCAAAAAACACCGAUGGCCAUAUCGGUUAUCAAGGUAUGCAACAAAAUCAGCAUAUUGGAGGCGACACCGGAUCACGCAGCUACAAUGUCGGUAACAGAAAGGAUUGCAAAGCGCACCCUAAUUACUGUCAAUAGUGGUUUUGGUUCUGCUUUGCUGUGUGUUGUUUGAAUCGUUGUGGAGGUCAUUCAUUAAGUUCUCGUUGAUGCUAAAUCGCUUUGUUUCACGACUUAGUUGCUAUCGGAAUAAUAAACAUAAUAAUAUGGUGAAUCCUCUGUGUGUGUGUUGGAACUUAUGCUGUAAAAGGUAUACAUUGCUGAUGAAGCAAAGUGAUGCCCUUUCAGUAUGUCUUUGAAGUUUUUGAUGAUUGAUAUGUGUUAUAUUAUAUUAUUGACAAUGGAGUUUUGUGUGUGUUCACUCCGUGCAAA
Messenger RNA from Lactuca sativa (garden lettuce), 704 nucleotides. The record is from RefSeq and is a predicted model, not a curated record. NCBI's taxonomy places the organism in Eukaryota, Viridiplantae, Streptophyta, Magnoliopsida, Asterales, Asteraceae.